Molecule: messenger RNA, 2820 nt
Organism: Saprolegnia diclina VS20
Lineage: Eukaryota; Oomycota; Saprolegniomycetes; Saprolegniales; Saprolegniaceae
Exons: 10
Coding region: 9-2729 (906 amino acids)
Biological process (GO): G protein-coupled receptor signaling pathway
Cellular component (GO): membrane; G protein-coupled receptor heterodimeric complex
Molecular function (GO): G protein-coupled GABA receptor activity
Source: RefSeq, a predicted model, not a curated record
CAUCGCCCAUGCUCGUGCCGUGGCUAGUGGUCAUUCUGGCUGCUGUCUUGGAGGCGAACGCGCAGCCAACAUUGCCAUCCAACUUUGAGACGCGACGCCUCAACAAGUGCCUCGACGCCGCGUGGGUCGCAGCAACGGCAAAGCGGCUCAACCUCGACCCGAAUGCCAUCGAUAGUCAACGCCGCCGAGCGAAUCCUUUGUUGCGCCAAGGCCUUCAAGAGCCCCGCUUCACGCUCAACGACCCACGCCAGUACUCGUCAAAUGCGUUCAAGCCGGAGUGCUUCAAGGCAGAUCAAUCCUUUCACGGAGUGGGCGAGCGCGUCUAUCCCAAUGGCUCGGUUGCGACGACGGGGACCUGGAACGGGUCGUUAGUGCUCGAGUACAACAAUUGGCAGUCCCAGACGCUAACGACGUCGAUCAUCGCUAUCUUGGCCUCGGAAGUGGUCGGAUACCCCGUGUCCUUUUUGAAAACGAGUGGCGGUCUCGGCGUCACAGAGCGCAUGUCGUCGGUCGGCGCGGGCGUGUGCACCCCGUCCCACGUCAGCCCUGAAGUGUGGACGAGCUCUAAGAUGACGCUUCUGAACGUGUACGCCAACGAAACGAGCUCGUCGGCCAUCGGCUACAACGGCCAAUCGGGGCUCUACACGCUCCAGACCAACGUCGACGAAGCGCUCAAAGGACCAGCGUCCACGAUCGGCAAUUUCAGUCGCAGUCACUCGGCCGACUGGUGGCGCGACUACGUUUUGGACUCGGAUUUGAUCAACUUUUACUCGAUCGCCAACUUCAACAUGAGUCAAGUGGGGCAAAAAAGCGCGUGCGCGGACGGGUUGUACGGCUGCCUCAACGGUUGCUCCCAGACCGCUGCUUGCACCGCCGCCCUCGCGCAGGGCAAAACGUGCAUGCUCGUAGCGAGUCAGUAUGGUACGGACGACCAAGGCUAUCUCCAGUCCGCUGUGGGCAACAACAACAUCCCCGCGCGCUUUUGCUUUGCUGGCUACGCGCCGACGGGCAACCUCGUGACGAGUACCAUGGCCAGCGGCGGCGCGAUUGUCUUUUACCAUUACGAGCCCGACAUGUUUCAUUUUACCAACCCAGGCAAGUUUGUGCGCAUUUCGCUACCACGGCCAACGCCCGAGAUGGUCGUACUCGCGACAGGCCAAUUCGGAUCGAACGGGUUUGGGCAGCCGUCGCCGGACCCGGUCAGCGUCGACUACCCCGAGCAAGUUCUCAUGAAGUACUACUCCAACUACCUCUUGGAUGCAACAAUGUUGAACAACUUUCUGCGCAAGUUCCAGAUCACCAAGCUCGACAUCAACAACUUGCUCUUGGCAUAUGCGAAUGCCAACGCUUCCGUUGCCGAUAUCGAGUAUGCUGUUGCGUGCGACUGGGUCCAAAAGAACUAUGAAAAAUGGUAUCUCUGGGUCGACCGCCUCCCGCUGUGCACGAUGAGCACCAAUAUGCGCUACAGCGUCGCCAACUGCAACAGCUCGUCGCAACCCCGGGUCGUAACCUUUGCGUGGACGACGCCCGACCCCGCCAACAGCUCGCAUCCGUACGACUGCGACGGUGGAUUUAGCACCUUGCCGCCGUCGUUCUACACAAGCCGGUCGUGCGAGUGGCUCGACGCCAACACGGCGCUCUGGUCUCUCUGGCUCACGUCACCGCCGACGUGCGACUUGUCUUUUUACAACUACUCGGUCUCCGAGUGCACGAGCAGCUCGAUCCGAAACGUCGAGUUCUUCUGGCUGCUCCCGAGCGCGACCAACUACCUCGUGAGCGGCGAAUGCAUCAACGGCGUCUCUCUCCCGUCCAACACCACCGUCGCCUGCGAUUACGUCCCGACAUUCUCUGGCGUCUACACGGGGAUUGCCACCAUUACCGUGAUUGUGCUCGUGAUUCUUGUUGUCUUCGUCGCGUUGGUGCUCAAGUUUCGAGAAAAGCCCGUCAUCAAACGAUCGCAGUGGCACCUUUUGUUGCUGCUGCUUCUCGGCGGCAUCCUCAUUUGCGCCUACGUCUUGCUUGGCGGCGGCGCGCCGUCCAGCUUUCUCUGCGGCGCGCGGCCGUUCGUGGGCUCUCUUGGCUACACGCUUUGCUUUGGAUCGCUCCUCGUCAAGUCGCUCCGCGUCUACCUCGUGUUUGAAAACAAAGCGAUGAAGAAGCGCGUCGUCUCGGUGUGGCGCAUGCUACGUAUUCUCAGCGCGAUUGUCGGUGUCGACAUUGGCAUCGUCGUCGUGUGGCUACUGGCCGAGUUUCCCAGUCCGUCGACGUACACGGCGGCCGCGGCCGAGUUCACCGGCACCCUUGUCCACGUCGAGUGCCACUCGUCGAGCUUCAUCUUUCCCGUGCUCUCGAUCUUCUGGAAGGCGGUCGUGACAUUCGUGGGUCUCUACGUGUCCUUUUUGAUCCGGCAUGUGAGCGGGGACUUUCAAGAGUCGAUUUGGAUCUUCGCCGCGUCGUGCGUCGUGCUCGUGGGCUCGCUCCUCAUGCUGACGAUGACGUACCUCGUCGUUUUGCCGGCUGCCGCAGCGUACGGCUUCUUGUCGGCCAUCACGCUCUUUUGCACGGUUGUCACGAUGGCCCUCAUGUUUGGACCAAAAUUUACGCGCCUCAACCGCGACGACGUGACGACCGAUGCGACCCACGCUACCUCCAAGGAGACCAAGACGUCCAUGGUCAACGUGAGCGGUCUCAGCAAGUCUCGUGCCGUGUCGUCCGCAAACGGCCAGUGACUUUAUGCGAUGCAGCACCUACAAACACAUUUCGUGAGAGUUGAAUCAAUGUUACCAAUAUACUUGUAUACGGCACUGUGAAAUGGCCGAA